GCCAUUAGAUUUACUGUCGUCAAUUGACAAAGAAAAAUAGUUUAAUUAUGGCAAGCCUGGAUUUAGCUUUGACUUUGCCAAAACAAAAAAUUGAGUUCGUUCUGAAGGAGGACCGAUUCUUUUGUCCAGUAUGUGAAUGUGUUUUACGAAGACCAAUGCAGCUUCCUUGUGGACAUUGCGUAUGUGAUGGUUGUAUCAAUACCCUUUUUGAUUCUGAUGGUCACGGGUAUUGUCCGAUGAAUCCAGAUAGCUGCAAUGAAACGUUCGCAGAAUCAGAGAUUCAUCAAGAUUAUGGUUUGAGAAGAGAUAUUUUGUCUGCUACUGUUUAUUGCCCAGAAAUGGAAAAUGGCUGUGCAUACACUUCAAAACUUAAGCAAAUCGAAAGACACUUGUUGUCAGAUUGUGAGUGGAGGCUUGUUAACUGUACAUUUAAAGAUAAAGGAUGUGAUGGAAGCAUACGUUACAAGGACCUCCAGGAUCAUAUUUCUACAUCUUGUGUUCAAGCUCCCGUUGUAUGUGCCUUCUGUAAAUUAUCAGUUUCCAGAGGCCAGAUCAAGGAACAUCAUGGAAAUAUAUGCACAGAAAUAUCCUUAUCUUGCCCGUAUGGAUGCGGAAUACAAUCUUUAAAGAGAAGCAAAAUGACACAGCAUAUGAAAGAAUGCUGCAACAGACUACUUCCUUGUCAAUAUCAGAUUUUUGGCUGCGCCUUCAAGGGUAAAACAGCCGAACACAAAGAUCACGAGGAAAUAUUUCCGCAUAAACAUCUAGAAAUGAGUGUGAUUGUAGUGAAAAACCUCUUGCAAGAAAAAGAAAAGACCAGAAUUGAAAUGAAGGGAAUAGCUAAAGAAAAUCAGUGUUUACGACAUACAGUUAAUAUACUGACAGAAGAAGUCAAACAAGUCAAAACCUUCCUCGGGAUACCAAAGAAUUUUGCAGAUAUUGCUCUUCGUCAAUCGAGGAGUCUUCCUACAGCAUUAUCAACCUUGGUUGAGAAGCAACAAUCAUCAAUACCAACAUGUAUGUUUGUUCCACGUACUAAACCGCCAAAGCCAAGAUCUCGUCAUAAUUCAUCUAGCAGUUAAGAAGAAAAAGACAGAUAUAAUGUGUAAAAAGUCAACUAACUGCGAAUAAAGCUUAAGAUACAUCUCAUUUGACUUUUAGAAGAUUUUUUUCUUUAAAAAAUAACAAUGUCAUGUUCUAACGUUAUUUUUUUAUUAUAAUGAUUUAAUAAAACAAGAAAUGUAAACUGUUAUAUUUUCCAUUAUCUGAAUGAAUGUAAAAAAAAUAUAAUUAGUUACUCAGUUAUAUUUAUAUUUAUAUUAAAAUAUUGAAUUU
Messenger RNA from Mytilus californianus (California mussel), 1335 nucleotides. Its product is annotated as TNF receptor-associated factor 3-like. Gene Ontology annotation, molecular function: zinc ion binding. The record is from RefSeq and is a predicted model, not a curated record. Gene Ontology annotation, biological process: tumor necrosis factor-mediated signaling pathway; regulation of canonical NF-kappaB signal transduction; positive regulation of JNK cascade. The transcript has 9 exons. The coding region runs from base 48 to 1082 and encodes 344 amino acids. Gene Ontology annotation, cellular component: plasma membrane signaling receptor complex. Lineage: Eukaryota; Metazoa; Mollusca; Bivalvia; Mytilida; Mytilidae.